AUGCUCGACUCUGAAUCCCAUUCUCGCUGGAUUUGCAUUAAACACCGUCCAACUACUAGUACGUUAAUCACGAUUCCAACCACCCGUCUAUCCUAUGACUUCCCAACAUUCUUCCUAAGCAACACCCGUUCAACGGCUAAUAAACUGGAUGAGAUCAGUGUAACUAUUACUAAUAAUAAAUAUGAUAUUGCAAUCAUCACAGGAUCAUGGCUUUCGUCAAACAUUACGAAUGAUCUCAUUAACAUCCCCGCAUUUUUAAUUAUUCGCAAAGACCGAUGCGACGACCAACGUGUUGGAGGACUAUGCACUUAUAUCAGAAAUACAUUAGACUUCCUGGAAUUAAAAGAUUUAUCUCACCCCGACAUUGAAUCACAGUGGUUUUUGAUAAAACCCAAAAGACUUCCAAGAGGAAUUGAUGCAAUUGUAAUAGCCUCUGUAUACCACCCUCCACAAAAUAACAACCGUACACUAAGGAACCAUCUAUUUGAAUCCCUGGACAACGCUCUCGCCAAUUUUCUAAACGCAGGCAUCGUCUUGUUAGGGGGACUUUAA
Molecule: messenger RNA, 552 nt
Organism: Paramuricea clavata
Lineage: Eukaryota; Metazoa; Cnidaria; Anthozoa; Malacalcyonacea; Plexauridae
Source: the annotation of a GenBank genome assembly